Messenger RNA from Aspergillus niger, 306 nucleotides. RefSeq lists its product as uncharacterized. Bases 1 to 306 code for a protein of 101 amino acids. The transcript has 4 exons. The record is from RefSeq and is a predicted model, not a curated record. NCBI's taxonomy places the organism in Eukaryota, Fungi, Ascomycota, Eurotiomycetes, Eurotiales, Aspergillaceae.
AUGCAGGGACAAGGAGUGGCGGAAGAGAAAGCAAGUAUACAGUAUCAGACUGCCGCAGGAAGCUGGUUGAAUGUAGAGCAGCUCGCUGGGAUUGACUUUAGAGAGGAAAGAAAGAAAAAGAGAGGGGUGGAUGAGAAGGAAAAUCUGGGAAUUGGAGACGGAGUGGAAGCGCAAAUGGCGAGUUGGCCUGGAGAUAACACGGAAAGCUCGGGCGCGUGGCCUGAAAGCUCCGUUCCGCCUGGGCCACUUCUGGAACCUCGACUGCGUCCUCCGUCUUGUUCGUCGGCAGUGACGGCGAAUUACUGA